AUUGCGAAGACAACAGUCUGAAGUGGGAGAAUGUAACAACAGACCCACCACUCCCAGUAAAACAUGGGGUUCAGCUAAAUUUGAACUGCGAACCCGGUAAAACCAACUCAGGAGGGGAUGUGGCUGAAUGUAAGGAUGGGAAGUUAGUGCUGGCUAGUGCUGAACCCCCAAUUUGUGGAUUUGAUUGCGAAGCCAACAGUCAGAAGUGGGGGAAUGUAACAACGAACCCACAGUUGCCAGUAGGACAUGGGGUUCAGUUAAGGUUAAGCUGCCCACCAGACCAAAUAAACUCAGGAGGGGAUGCAGCUCAAUGUAAGGAUGGGAAGUUAGAGCUGGUUGGUACUAAACCCCCAAUCUGUGGAUUUGAUGAAGUCAUCACACCAACAUCGGCAAGACAGUCAAGCUAUGCUGACGGCGAUUACGGUGCAAAUAAUGCCAUAGAUGGAAAUAACAACACACAAUCAUGGACAGACUUUGAAGCAGCAGCAUGGUGGGAAGCACAAUUGGCAGAAGUGUAUUGCAUCAGCAAAAUCGUAGUUGAAAGGGGAGGAAGUGAAUGCACCUACACCUUUUCGUGCGGCAUUAUCAGUGGCCAUGGUUCUGCAAAAGAUAGAUGUGGCGAUCUUUCAGUAGAAAUCUAUGAUGGAAAUAGGCUAAUGAAAGAUGAAGAUUCCCUAUGCCUAAAUGUGUACUCGGGGAUGCAGUAAAACUGCACAGACAAGCAAGCAAACCAAACAUGCAACUGAGUCUGAAAGAAAUAACAAUCGCAAGAAGAAUUGAUACCGAAGGGGAUACAAAAUGCUGUGGAAAGGCGCCAGAUUGGUCUAACAUAGAAGAAAUGGACCAACUACCAGUUAAACAUGGAACUCAACUGUCAGUCAGUUGCAAACAUGGUCACAGAAACGUCGGAGGAAACAGUAAUAUCCGGUGUCAGGAUGGAAUCAUCAUCGCUAGUGAAGCACCAAAAUGUUUAGCUAGUUGCAAAGAUGAGAGUAUUAUCUGGGACCAUGUUCAAGUAGUAGACCCAUAUUUGCCUGCUGAACAUGGUGCACCAAUCAGAUUCAGCUGUGUAUCUGGUUACAAUAAUUUUGGAGGCGGAACGGCAAAUUGUAACGAUGGUAAACUCGUUCUAAUUGAUGGAGAUCCACAAUGUUUUGCUGAUUGUAGGAUCUACAGUCUGUCAAAGGAAGUAACGUCGGAACCAAAACUUCCAGUUUCACAUAAAACUCCGUUAGAGUUGAGUUGCUUCCCUGGUCAUACCAACUUAGGUGGUAACUCUGCUACAUGUACGGAUGGGGAUAUUGUACCAACUUCAGAAAAACCUUCAUGCAUGGCUGACUGUGACAGAGAUAAUCUACCUUCCAAUUCAAGGACCAAUCACUCAAUGCCUAUACAACAUGGUACUGAACUGUCAGUCAGCUGCAAAGAAGGAUACAGUAACUCAGGUGGUAGUGAAGUUGUCUGUGAGAACGGACUGUUCAAUCCUCAAGGAAAUCCUCCAAACUGUUCACGUGACUGCUCAACUAAAAGCAUUGUGUGGGAGAAUGUUACAGUAGAUUCAAGGUUGUCUGUUGAACACGGUGCACUGAUAACAUUUACCUGUGUUUCUGGUACCAGUAACUUUGGAGUUCCACAUGACUGCCUACUGGACAGUGUUUUAUGGGAUAACACUAAGACAGUGCCAACACUGCCCGUGAAGGAUGGGGAGAGAAUAACGAUUAAGUGUGCAGAUGGUUACAGAAACAACGGCAGUGUCACAGCCACAUGUGUGAAUGGAACUUUAAAACCAUCUGAAAAGCCUACUAGUUGCCUCCCAAAUUGGCUGCUUGAUUGUGUCAGGUACCCUGUCAGUGGGUCACGUGAUCCUAUGCAGGAAGCAUAA
Bolinopsis microptera is the source of this 1882-nucleotide messenger RNA. RefSeq names its product complement factor H-like. The record is from RefSeq and is a predicted model, not a curated record. Lineage: Eukaryota; Metazoa; Ctenophora; Tentaculata; Lobata; Bolinopsidae. The transcript has 10 exons. Bases 677 to 1882 code for a protein of 401 amino acids.